Xiphophorus hellerii (green swordtail) is the source of this 4189-nucleotide messenger RNA. It is a transcript of the gene pgap6, whose product is annotated as post-glycosylphosphatidylinositol attachment to proteins 6. Gene Ontology annotation, cellular component: membrane. The record is from RefSeq and is a predicted model, not a curated record. The coding region runs from base 144 to 2402 and encodes 752 amino acids. NCBI's taxonomy places the organism in Eukaryota, Metazoa, Chordata, Actinopteri, Cyprinodontiformes, Poeciliidae. The transcript has 14 exons.
CCACGUAGUCGCGCAGAAACCCGGAAGUGCUAAGCAGGUAUGUUUUCUUUUUUUUUUUUUUUUCUUUUUUAGUUGAAGGUAUGUGUGGUAACACAGGUGGACUCGGGAAGAUGUGACGAGUUGUUUUUUGUCGGAGAGAAAAGAUGGAGGCCUGCUUUCUGCGCUGGUUGCUGUUCGUCGCGCUGACAGCCUGGACGUUAGGAGACGACGGACAAGUGACUUUUGAGUCCGAGCUGUCGUCCAAACCCGCUCAGAAGUUGUCAAAGUAUGGCUGGUACGCCAACGUCAGGCUGCAGAGGUUCCACAUACCGGAGCAGACCGCCAUCGCUCGCUGGCUCUUCUCAGUCAAAAAGGGCCACAGCUUCAACUGUGGGCAGCACAAUGUCAGCAUCCACCUCCGAUGGGGCGCCCCUCCCGUCAUAAACCCAACAGAGACUGUGUUUCCAAAUGCCACGCUGUGGGGCCCCUCCUUGUCCCUGACUCUACCGGUAACCUCCCAGAGCUCCACGACCUUUAACCUCUCCGAUCCGGCCCCAGGGGACUGGUUUGUCGCUGCGCAUUUACCGGAGGACGACGGGCGCAUAGAGCAGAAGGGGUUCCCGUCCUGCUCCUAUUACUUCCAGCCCCAGCUGUCGGUCAGGAGAGCGGCGGACACGCCCGUUCUGCACCAGGGAACCGUCCUGACUCAAACCGCAGCCCCCGACAGACCCGCACGUCUCAAGUUGUUUGUGCCAGAGUUUACCUCGUCUCUCUCGGUUUCCGUGGCCGAGUGCUCGUCCGGCGAGGCGUCGGAGGGCGCGGGCUGCUCGCUGCUCCUCAGGCUGGGCUCGGCGACCCUGCAGCACGGCCAGACGGAGCUGAACUGCUCCGGCGUCAGCUGCUCCGCGUCCCUCUCUAACCCUCCGUGGGACUCGUGGCUGCGGGUCGUUGUGGAGAGCAGCCAAGUCAACCGAACUGUAACCUUCAGGGUUGGAUUCAACUACACAGUGGGAUGUAAGCCAAAGAGCGUAGGCCUCACAGCGGACGAUGACAUCACAAAGCUACUCGGCAAGAGCAGCGUCUCCAACGCCACGGCGACGGGGAACGGCUCGGCGCCGGCUCCUCCGGCGUCCGCGUGCGUGUGGAGCGUCCCCGUGCUCUACGAGGAGCUGGACGUUCUGUCGCUGCGGUACACCCCCAUCAACGGCUCCAACGUCAGCGUCACGGAAACGCACCCGACGCUGCUCACCUACCCGCUGCCCCCGCAGGCCACCGGGGGAACGCUCAACCUGCAGCUCACGCUCAAUUCUACUAAUGCAACUUUGGGGAAUAACAGCAUCGUGGCCUGUUUCUCUGCCUGGGCUCCAGUCCUCCAACUCAACCACUCUGAACCCUGCAGAACAGCUUUGUUUGGGGGAUACGCCGUCGGGAUCAAUGUCAGCGUCCCUAAAGCUGUGGUCAGGCUGCCUUUUCCUCAGUCCACAACAUGGUACCUCACCCUGCAGCUCCUAUGCAACAGCAGUGACUGCGGUAACGCCUCGGUGGUGUAUGUGGUCCCGGAGGUGUCCGUCAGCGCCUGUGUGGACGACUGCGGGCCGUAUGGUGAAUGUAGGCUGCUGAGAUCCUACACAUACCUGUACUCUGCCUGUGUUUGCUCUGCAGGCUGGAAAGGUUGGGGCUGCACCGACGGCUCCACCGCUCAGUCGUACGCCCGCCAGCUGACGGCAACCAUGUUGCUGACGCUCAGCAACCUGUUCUUCCUGCCCGCCAUCGUGGUCGCCAUCAGACGCUCCUACAUCACCGAGGCCUUCGUCUACCUCUUCACCAUGUCCUUCUCUACGUUCUACCACGCCUGCGACCAGCCAGGCGCUGUGGUCCUGUGCAUCAUGGACUACGACGCCCUGCAGUACUGCGACUUCCUCGGCUCCAUCUGCUCCAUCUGGGUCACCAUCCUCUGCAUGGCUCGCCUGGGAGACACAGCCAAAUACACUCUGUUUCUGCUCGGGGCCUUGCUCAUAGCCAUGUCAAUGCAGCUGGACCGCAAGGGCCUGUGGAACCUGCUGGGCCCCAUCCUCUGUGCCAUACUUCUCAUGGUCACUUCCUGGGUGUACAGGGGCGUCCGCCGGCGACACUGCUACCCGCCCUCCUGGCGCCGCUGGGUCUUCUACCUCCUGCCCGGAGCGCUGUGCGCCCUCAUCGGAGUGUGCCUGUACGUCUUCGCCGAGACGGAGAGCAACUACUACUACACGCACUCGCUGUGGCACAUCCUGGUGGCCAGCUGCGUGGUGUUCCUGCUGCCGCCGAGGGAGAAGGACCGGAAGGCGCUGGGCUGGAGCCGGGGCUUCAGCUGGAGCUGGAGGUGGAGCUGGAGGCCGCGGGUCUGGGUUCAAUUGGAAGAGUUUAAAACCCCAGAUGAAAUUUGAACAAUUAUUUACUGCCAGGCAGGUACUAUAAUACUAUCGAAUUUGUACUGUAUUCUAUCGCAUUCCUUGAAAAAUGGCGUAUCUGAUUACACCUCACAAAUCCACCUGACGGCAGGAAACUACUGCUGCUCAUCACAAUCACUUAUUGUCUUCACACAGCGUCAGAAUUCUGACAAUCACAUCUCAGUCUCAUGGCUGCAGAUCAGAACAACCUGGAUGAGGAAAACGAUGAAGAAAAUGUACGAAGAAAUCACAUUUACUGACUCUGUUAUUUGGGUAAGAUGGAAUCUUUCUGAACCUUCUGGAAAAGGCGAUUUAUGCCUUUGGUAAAUGCAGCAUCUUUUUUAUUUUAUUUUAUUUUAUUUUUUGCUGUUGUAGACCUAAGAUCACAGAGGGCUCUUAUCUGAACUCAUGUAUCUUCAGUAAAAUAACUCAUGAAUUUUGAAUAAGAUUCUGGAGGCAGCCAUGACGCCUGGUUACGACCCAGAUUUCUUUUAAAGACUUUUCAACGACUUUCAUUCGAUGACCUUUCACAUUUUAAUUGUAGUAGGUCACUCAUACAAAACCUGUCGAGGUCAGUUGUUCUCUUUGUUAUGCCUUUUUACUGCAAACUGUUUCUUUGUGAAGAAGAAAAUGCCUGCCCUUGUAGAGGCACAUGUCUCUGGUGACAUCACAAAAGACAUCCAAUCAGAGUUAUUUUCCUUAAGAAGGACAAAAAUUAUUAACUUGUUUUUAAUCCAGUUGGAGUCCAACUCAGCUGUGUGCCUGUAGCUAUGCAUCAAGCUAGAUAGCUAGCUAGCUAGAUGCAAAGCUUGCUCGCUAGCUAACUAGAUUUAGCUAGAUUUUACUGACUAAAUCUUUCUAGCUAGUGAAAAGAUUUAGCUAGCUUUACUAAGUCUUUUUAGCUAGGAAAAAGAUUUAGAUAGCUUUUACUUUCUAGCUAGUAAAAACAGUUAGCUAGAUUUUACUAACUAAAUCUUUUUAGCUGGUAAAACGAUUUGUUUUUUUUUACUAGCAAAGUCUUCUAGCUUGCUAAAUCAGACUAGCGAGCUAAAUCAUACGGAAUUCAGUUUUUUUUAUUACCCAGCGUUGUUUUUAUUGUCGUGCGUAUUGAACAUAACCUGGUAGGAAUAUUCUGCUUUGAACGAAGCCUCUUUGUGGAAGUAAAAUGAAGAAAGCGUUUUCUUUUCAAUAUACAGCCCAUAAAAUUACAACUCUAAGUUAAUAAGAUGUUUCUUUUUCACAGUUUCGGUGCGACAUGAAUCACUCAUAUAUGUAUAAAUCAACACUCGGUGAAUGUAUGCUAAGAUUACUGGCCAGUGCCUCUUCCUUUUGUCUUUUUUCUUUUUUUUAUUGCACUUUAUGUACUGCUCUCUCUCAGAGCAGAGCAGACGGAGGGGGCGGGGGCUUAGUCUCUUGUACCAGUAAAGCUACUGAUAUCCUGCUAUAUUUAAUCCAAAACUCUAUAAUUGUCUUUGAUCUAGUUUUUUCUUAAAAGCUUCCAUUUCUCUCUGUUGUGACUUUGCACACAUUUUCCCCCGAUUGUUCAAGACCUGCACAGCCUUCCUUUUAUUGCUUAGGUCGUUUCUUCAUAAAAUGUAACUUUGUCACUAAGACGCUGGAAUAUUAGGGGGGGGGAAAUAACAACUGACCACUGUGACUUACCGCGUUUUUUUUUUGUUUGUUUAUUGGUUUUUCUCAUCAAGGGAUAGAAAAUGUGAUUCUGUUUCUUGUCAAAAUGGAAUCGAGCCUCGGAGAAAUAAAUCUACUGUGCAAGAAGAAAAGAU